CCAUGCAGUCUGGCGGCUUCACCACCGACAUCCUCACCUCACUCGACCCAGAGGCUCUGCUGGGCGGCUUCGGGGCGGGAGGCGGCGGCAUGAGCGCCGACGACAUCAAGGCGGCCAUGCAGGCGGCCGAGGACGAGGGAGACGUGGCGGCGGCGGCGGCGGUGGAGCGCGAGGCGGCGGCGGAGAUGGACGAGUUCAUGAAGGAGCCCGCACCGCUGGCCUCGGAGGCCGGCGACGGCGGCGACGACACCACCACCCGAGACAGCGGCGCUGGGGGGCCGGCCGGUGCCGCCGCCGGCGCGGCCGCCACCUCAGCCGAGCCGCGGGCCUCGGGGGCUGCGGGCGGGGGCGGGGCGGGGGCGGAGGGGGAGGAGGAUGAGCCGCAUAUGCCUGCCCUCUCUUUGUACUGCAGGUAUGCCGUGCGGUACAUCGAGGUGGAGCAGCCCACCCUGGACAAGGACCAGCUGGCCGCCAAGAUGGAGCAGGAGUACCACGUGGAGGCCUUUGACAUGCAGCGCAUGGAGGACGCGGAGGAGGAGCGGGAAGCUGAGAUUGACGAGGACGAGGAGCAGAACAUCGUGGUGGACUGGGACGAGGGCGACGCUGUGGAGGCGUACCGGCAGGAGGUGGAGGCGGCGCAGCAGGCGGAGAAGGAGCGGGAGGCGGCGGAGGUGGAGUGGCUCAAGCAAUACUAUUUAGACCUGGGAAUGGAUGUGGAGGCGGCGGUUGCUGCCGCCAACGGCGACCCAGCAGCCCAAGCCCUGGCCAUCCCCCUGCUGGCGGCGCAGCAGCAGGCCGCCGCAGCGGCCGCCGCCGCCGCAGCAGCAGCCGCGGCGGCCCACGGCGGCGGCGGCCGCGGCUGGCACGGCGGGCGGGGCCGCGGGCGCGGCGGGCGCGGCGGCGGCCGCGGCGCCGCGCCCCACCCACAGCCGUGGGUGGUUUCUGACACAUCCGGCGCCGCCGACGGGCCCGCCGGCAAGCGCCAGCGGCUGCUGCUGCCGCUGGGCGCCUAUCAGCAGCCCUGGGAGCCUCAGGAGACGCGCUGGGAGCGGGGGCCGCCGCCGCCACCGUUGCAGGGGUGGAUGCCGCGGCGGCGCUGGGCAGGAAGCGCGGCGCGGCUGCCCUGUAAGGCACGCUACGCUCAGCUGUGCGCGGCGGCGGCGGUGGCGGGCGGUGCGGGCGGCGCGGGAGGAAAGGAAAACUGGGACGCGCUGCUGGGCGCGCUGCGGCAGCAGCUGCAGCGGCAGGCGGCGCCCGGCGGCGCCGGCGCAAAGGCGCUGGCGGUGGUGUGUGCGCUGCUGCAGCGCGCGGCUGGCAGCACAGGCGGCGGCGGGGGUCUACCCCCGCAGCAGGCGGCCACCGCCGCGGCGCUGCAGCAGCAGCUGGCUGCGCUGUCGCCUGGCGCGGCCCCCGCCGAGGCGCCGCUGCCGGCCCUGCAGUCGCCCUCGGCAGCGGCGGCGCCGCUGGCGCGCGCGCAGCAGCUGGCGGCGGCGGUGUGGCAGCGGUGCGGCGCCGCCGCCGCGCGUGUUGUCGCCGCCCGCCUGCCGCACAUCUUAGAAGCCGCCCGCACCGGCGGCCCCGCCGCCGCCCGCCAGGCGGCGGAGGAUUCCUUCUCGCGGCCCUCGGUGACAGGCGGGCUGGGCAGCCCCCUGGGCGGCGCCGGCCUGCUGCAGCAGUGGCCUGCAGGAGGGCAGGCAGGCAUCCCGCAACAGCAGCAGCAGCAGCGGCUGGGGCCGGCCUUCCCCGACACGGCCGCCGCCCCGCUUGCGGCGCUGGCGGCCUUUGGCCUGGCGCCGGCGGAUGGGGCGGAUGGGGUGGGCCCGCCGCUGGGCCUGCCACCCCAGUGA
This is a messenger RNA of Chlorella variabilis, 1847 nucleotides long. RefSeq lists its product as hypothetical. Lineage: Eukaryota; Viridiplantae; Chlorophyta; Trebouxiophyceae; Chlorellales; Chlorellaceae. Bases 3 to 1847 code for a protein of 614 amino acids. The transcript is spliced from 10 exons. The record is from RefSeq and is a predicted model, not a curated record. Gene Ontology annotation, cellular component: Swr1 complex. Gene Ontology annotation, molecular function: histone binding; ATP hydrolysis activity.